Molecule: messenger RNA, 606 nt
Organism: Sphenostylis stenocarpa
Lineage: Eukaryota; Viridiplantae; Streptophyta; Magnoliopsida; Fabales; Fabaceae
Source: the annotation of a GenBank genome assembly
AUGGGAACACCAGAGACGUCUCGGGAACCGUGCCCCGAUCGCAUCCUCGACGAUAUUGGCGGCGCGUUCGGCAUGGGAGCGGUGGGUGGCUCCGCCUUCCAUUUCCUCAAGGGUCUAUACAACUCCCCCAAAGGCGAUCGCUUCGUUGGAGCCACCCAGGCUGUUCGCCUUAACGCCCCCCGCGUCGGCGGCAGCUUCGCAGUCUGGGGCGGCCUCUUCUCCGCCUUCGACUGCACCAUGGUCUACGCGCGUCAGAAGGAGGACCCCUGGAACUCCAUCGUCGCUGGCGCCGCCACCGGCGGCUUCCUCUCCAUGCGCCAGGGCUUCGGCGCCUCCGCCCGCUCCGCUGCCUUCGGCGGCAUCCUCCUCGCGCUCAUCGAGGGCGCCGGGAUCAUGCUCAAUAAGUUCCUCAGCACGCAGCAGCCUAUGCCCAUCAUGAUGGACGAGCCACCGCCGCCGCCACUGCCGGAGGCGGGAUCGCCGGGCUGGCUCGGUGGGUGGUUCGGUGGAGGGAAGAAAGAGGAAACUUCCACCGGUGCCGAAAGUGAAACGAAGAUUCUUGAGAGUUUUGAUGCACCCCCUGUGCCCAAUUUUGAGUAUAAGUAA